Porites evermanni is the source of this 512-nucleotide messenger RNA. The record is from the annotation of a GenBank genome assembly. NCBI's taxonomy places the organism in Eukaryota, Metazoa, Cnidaria, Anthozoa, Scleractinia, Poritidae.
AUGAAAAUCUACGGUGGCAAACACACAUUGAUAAAUUAUCUAAAAAGGUCGCUUCCGGAAUUGGAGCAAUAAAAAGAAUUAGACCUUUUGUCCCUCCACCUACCCUUCACUAUAUAUACAACUCACUAAUUCAAUCUCAAUUCGAUUAUUGCAAUCUUGUCUGGGGUAAUUGUGGUAAAACAUUAUUUGACAGGCUACAGAAGCUUCAGAACCGUGCCGCUCGCGUUUUAACCUUCUCUAGCUAUGAUGCUGAUGCUAACCGUUUGAUUAGACAACUCGAUUGGAAAGACUUGAACACUCAAUUUCAAAUACAGAAAUCCAUAAUGGUAUACAAGUCUUUAAAUGGCCUUGUUCCUGAAUAUUUAUCAUCUAAGUUUGUUAAACGAAAUGAAACGCGUUACUCCCUGAGGGACUCUGUUAACAAACUAUUUGUCCCAUUUCCGCGAACUAAUUUCAUGAAAAACAGCUUUACUUAUAGCGGAGCAGUUCUCUGGAACAGCCUACCCUGUCAU